CGGUAGGUAUUAGCAGCUAGUUUGACAGACGAUUAAUAUAUGAGAAUAGUCGACCGAUGAAAGAGUAUCAGGCUGUGAAUAUAUAUAAUAUAAAGUAUGCAAAAUGAGGAUAAAAGAGUUAAAUGUGCAGAAAGCGAAAAAAGAGAAGAAGAAAGACACUAGACACGCCCGACAGAAGCAGGCAUGCGGCAAUGAGCCCAUUGCGAUGCGGCAAAUUAUUGCUACCAGCGCGCGGAGAAGGCAAGGAAUGUUAGUGUUAGCAAGCGUAGGACCAUUGCCAUUGCGAUUAGUAUCGCUAUUUUUCAUGACAACAACUACUGCGACUAACUAAAAUGCAGACAUAACAAGGGGGGCAGGCUGCACACAAAAAACGUUGCUAGGUCAUUCUUUGUAUUGCUGCCUACUGCCGCCAUUCUCCAUUCUCCGCUCCCCA
Molecule: messenger RNA, 433 nt
Organism: Kickxella alabastrina
Lineage: Eukaryota; Fungi; Kickxellomycota; Kickxellomycetes; Kickxellales; Kickxellaceae
Exons: 1
Coding region: 104-331 (75 amino acids)
Source: RefSeq, a predicted model, not a curated record